Haplochromis burtoni (Burton's mouthbrooder) is the source of this 14764-nucleotide messenger RNA. RefSeq names its product rho GTPase-activating protein 21. The coding region runs from base 7938 to 14132 and encodes 2064 amino acids. The transcript has 25 exons. Gene Ontology annotation, molecular function: protein binding; phospholipid binding. Gene Ontology annotation, biological process: signal transduction. The record is from RefSeq and is a predicted model, not a curated record. Lineage: Eukaryota; Metazoa; Chordata; Actinopteri; Cichliformes; Cichlidae.
CUCCUCCUCCUCCUGCACCCAGGCUUUUGUCUUCAACUGUUAGUUUUUCCGUGAGUGUCCAACACAUACUUCUCACUGCAGCCGACCUGAAGGAAAUCCCCUGUUUUUUUUUUUCUUUCCUGGAAGUUUGAGGCUGUCAUGCAAUUUCUUCUCUGCUCCACACAGAUGGUCUCCAUAGCAAACUGUGGAUUUUGAUAAUUGUUUUUGCCAGUGGAAGAGAAGCAAUGCACUGGUUCAUAAAUAUGUCGUGGGCAUGACUCACAGGGACUUGGACUGGUAGAUUUUGAGAUGUUGCAUCAUGGCUUAUGUUUGAAUUGGAUGCUUUUUAACAUGAAAAGAAAGAAAGCUUGUGCUAACAUCCUCCUCAUGACCAAAGCAUGCAUGAGAAAAGUCCGCUGUUGUGUUGGUAGAGGAUUUUUUAGCUUGAGGCUUUUGACUUUUGAAAAUCGAUUGCAAAUGUAUCAGCUUUUUAGCAGUCAUGGACAUGAAUUGCCAGGUAUUUAUCAUGUCAGUAAGCUCAAAUUCACACGUAAUGUUUUUUGAUAGGAAGUAGGUAGAAGUGAGGCGUUACCAUGGCAAACAAGGAAACAAAGAUUAACAAGAUGCAUCUAUUGAUGUAUGUGAACACAAACUUAAGCAAUAAAAAGACGCUUAUUUAUGUUUUUGUGCAAGCUUCUCCUAUUGUAUGUUCUUAUUUAACUCACUAAAGUAUUUCUGAUUUUUACUGCUUUAAGGACACUGUUUAUACUAUUUCUAACUGCAACAGCUUCCCUCACUUUCUUGCUUUGUCUUUAUUUACUAUCCCUUCCCUCCAGGAGAAAGAGGCUGGUUGUGCAUGUACACCCAAACUCUGUCCUCCCUGGCAGAUAGAGUGCACUAAAAUUAUAUUAUAACCCCUUAUAAACAAUCAUGGCCUCAUACACUCAGAUUUGGGUACUUAACUGAGCUUAAAACAAGCUCAGUCUGCUUGGAUAUCUGCCUGAUCAGCUCAGCAGCCUGUUACCUCCCCACAGUAGUAACUUGCAGGGUUCAUACCCCUUCUGUACCCCUCUGAGAGCAUUAUGAAGAAGGGCUUUAUGGGUGUGCAACAGUGUGGGUGCAGUCUGUCCCCUGUCCCUCAUUAGCCAGGCCUUUGUUACAGUAAGCCAUACCGCGCGGAUCCCAGAUGCAGCAUGUCCAGAUUAGAUCUUACACCCGCCAGGAGUCUUGAAAAGCUACCCCUGAAUCGAGCCUAAUCCUCCUGCAAGACUUUCUCUUUUUUUCUGGCUCUCUGCACCACACACAGACACAAAAACACACACAUUCACAGCCACAGAUACAUAAUGGGUAACACGCACACAUACACACACCAAUUGGAGACUUCAAAACUACUUAUUGUAGUUUUUGGAGCCUGGUCGGUGCCUUGUGUCUUUAAUCCCCAUCCAGAGAUCCUGUCAGCUGCGCACAGACCACAGGCCUUUUCUCCUUUGUUAUACAAAUAAGAGCUGCAGAUAAUCAUCUAAUAAAUCUGAGACUCCAAGAUUUGAGUGGAUUAAAAUGAAGCAGCAAUUCGUUUCCAUUGUGUUGUGUCCCUUAGAAAUAUAAACAUCUGAUAUGAGUUUAACAACUGACGAAACACAACUUUGGCUGUUAGAUUUUGAGGAUAUUUCUGUUGUAAGAGCUAGCUUAUUCCUUUACAAGUAAAAGAACAGGACGAGCUCCAGCUUGUUUUAGGCUAUCCAAAUCCAGAAAUCCAAACUGAACUUGAUCUGGUCUGGUCUGGUGUAUAAGCAUGUCACUAAUGUGAUUUCAUCUUAAAGACUCAUAAGUGGUCUUUAAAAAUCCCGCACUAGUCCCUAAAACGCUUGGUUGUUUCUUCAUCUAUGCCUUUAUUUCACCACAGCUGCAGUCUUUAAGUUGUCUUUGGCCUUACAAGUGAUGUUGUGUGACACCACAAGGCCAUUUGUAGAAUUAUCAGCAGGGGAGACUCCAGUACCUAAUUUUCACCAGUAUGGUGCCACUGCCAAUGGUGAGCCAGUUUUUGUCCUUUUAGAACACCGCAGCAUUUCAGGAAUGUGUAGAGCUGAGCAUUAUGUAGCAGAGACUGGGCUUAACGCCGCUCACAGUUGUCAAAAUAACAGCAAAGCUCUUGCUUUAGUCGUAACAUCUUGUGCCAGUCUUCUCAGCAACACAACACCAGCACUAGAUCCAGUUUUGGUGCUUUUUGAGAACCAGCCCAAGAUGGCAUUAGAUGAUUAGAUUAGAUGGUACUCUGCAAACAUGCAAAGCUAUAGACGACUACAGCUGUCAAAAUCUGUCAAAAUACAAUCCAGAGUGAACUCUGACACUAACAUGUCACAAGUGUGCCACAACAAUGCAGAGUUAUUAUUUAUUUAUUUAUUUUUAGAGGAUAUGACUGUGGAAAGAUCUUUGAACCAAACAUUUCAAACUCUAUAGAAGUCAUAGCAGUUUUCAUGGGUGGAUAACCAAAAUAGACAAAAUAUACUUACUCAUUAGUUUCAUGGUACCAAUUUUAGGACUAGCCUUUUGUUUUGUUUCAGAACGGGUUUUAGAUUUAGAAGCAACAACACCAGACUGGUUAAAAAUAUGACCAGAACUAGUCUUUUUUUCUGUGUAAUGGAUGGAUGCAUGGAGUUCAUGAAUGGGCAACAACUCUGCAAGUCCAAACUGCAGUGUGUUGGGUUUAGGCAACAACAAGGGCAGUGACCAGCAACAAUCAGUAAACCCUCUGUCUGAUGGUCAGUUUUUCACAGUGCCACCCUCCACACCCACUGAUAGAAUUUCACAACCAUCCGUGACUGGCCUCAGGUUGUUUCUCUCAGCUGGUCCAGGCUCGGGUUGUUGUUACUGCUUUUCUUGGGUUGACAGCAUUGGACAAUUUACACAUUUGUGUUGUCUCAUAAAUUUCUUCAAAGUAUUUUCGUGGUUGGUGUUAAAGAGCUGUUUUACUAUGUGUUUGAACAUGGGCAGCGCCCCAUUAACCUGUUGCAGCUCUUCUCUGUUUAAUAAACUGAAUACUUUUGGUUUUUUGGCUGCCUGAAAGACACGAUAAGGUUGACAGUUUUUCAGAUUUCAUGACAUUUUAUGAAGUUUAUUUCGUGUUUUUUUUAUUUAAAGUUAAUGACAUUUAUUUUAUUUCACUUUCUUUAUAAACUAACAAAAACAUAGGCUGUGCGCUACACAAAAGCCUGAGAAAGACUUGAGUCUUUAAGGCCUUGUCGCAUUAAUAUUUUGGGGUUUUUUUUGUAGUAUUAGACUGCAAAGGUUUGAGCUAAGUGUAUUUUAUACAGUUAAGUUACAACUACACAAACAUGGAAAACACUGAAUUAGUUUUUUUUUUUCUGAACAGAUUUUUUCUUUGGUUGGCCGCCCGAUGAAUGUUGCCAUGAAAUGUCUCUGUAGACACAGUCCUUGCAGCAAUUAUGGUAAUUCACUAAUAUGCCCUGAAUUAUCCCAGAAGCUGUGAAUAUUUCAGCCUACAAUUCAAUUUCCCCUAAUAAUGAAAAAAAAAAAAAAAACCAAAGCCAAAUCCACAACUCAGUACUUUUUAAAGUUUUUACUACUCCUGUGUCAAACUUUUAUAUCCAUAUAAAAAGUUGUACCUAUUAUGGUCUUCCUUAUUUUCUCUCAAAUAUUUGAUUGUAAUGCUGCACGCUCAUAUUGAAGAUAACCAAAAUUUCAAAUGCUGAGUUAGGUGUAUGUGCAAAUAAUCCCUGUGAGACAGUAAACACUCAUUUUGAGGAGGCCGUUUGUUAUACUCUUGGCUCUGCAUGAAGACAAUAAAGGCAGAUAUUCUCUGUGGUCGAGUCAGUCACACAGCUCUGGGCGUGACCUUAGAAACCCCACCCACCUACCGUUAAGACGUUUUGUUUGCAAGUGGGAGACAGUCAAACAAAAGUUUGAUAAAAGGGAGAGGAACUAAAACAGCUUGCACUGAGGUUCACAGUAAGUAUUUAUAACUGUAACUAUAAAUCAUGUAAAGCUACUUGAACUGAGUUCAAUAAAAACAUUUAGCUAGAAAUUUGCAUAUCAGAUCCCUUUUAAGUCCAAUGUGAAGAAAAUGAUGAUUUUUAACAUCAAAGAAAGUCAAAGGAAAUGAUAAACAAACAGUUUUCAUAGCUCAAGACGCAAAAAAGUGAUAGAAAGAUGAAGUUGAUUUUAUUUCAGCUUUAUUUGAUAGACACAGUUUAGAAAGGAUAGAAAGGUGAGGGCAGAGAUGCGGUAAAGGGCCGUAGGUCUGAUUCGAACCUGGGCUGGCCACUCUCAGUCGUAUGGCAUGUGGUUGCCUGCUCCACGCAAUGAGCUAAACCAGCACCAAGACAAUUAAUUAAUUAAUUAAUUUUUGGACCAUCCAUGUAGAAAUUGUUUGCAAAAAACAAACUAACAUCCAAAACAAAAAGAAAACAAAAAAAAGCAAAGCAAGUGCUGAUCAAAAUGAACAGGAUGGGAAAGAAAGCAUGUAAAAGGACACUGUUGUAAUUAUUAAGAUGUAUGAAAGUUGCCAUGUAUACUUAAUAAUAUCCUUAAACAUGACAUCCUAUUUUUACACUCACAUUCACCAAUUUCAACUCAACUGCUAAACUCUGCAAAAGUUGAAAAAAUAAAGUAACUUCCUGAGGCUGGAAAAGAGAAUCUGUUACCAUAACUGCACAAAAACACACAAAGAGAACAAUUAUGUAGUUAUUUAGACAGCUAAAAUGGAUUAUUUCAGUGGAGGAAUGCAGGGGCUGCACCAAAGCCUAGUAAAGGAGAGAUAAGAAUUAUUCUUUUAACUGUGAAUCAUGCACGGCUGUAACACAUGACCCCUUUAGGUCCAGUUUGUGGCAAAUCAUCACCUUCUGUGUGUGGUAACAUUAAAAGACAUCAGGAGAAAUGAGACGGACAGCCAGCGUCAAGCCUCAAAUCAGCACUAGUUGCUGUUCCUCUUGAUCACGGACACACACAAACCAUGAAAUCACACUGAGAACACCCGUUUCCAGUGGAUGGCAUUGUUGUGGUCAGGUAUAUUGCCGGGGUAACGGCAUAAUAUUUCUGUGUGGCGUGUCUGGUGCUUUCUGUUUGCUUGGCACCAAGCGUAAUUCCCAGUCAACACAAAUUCAUUUUUCUUAUCAUGUGUUUUAGAUUUACAGGAAUUCAGAUACAUAUGAUGUGGUUUGAAACCCUAUAACAUCCUUAAAUGCAUUAAUAGAGGUAAGAAGUCUUGUUUGCCUUGAGACACAAGCGGUACCUCAUGACUUACCCCCCAUGUGUGUAACACACUGUAUGCAUCUUGCACAUAACCAUUCUUGUAAGACUUAAUCCUUGUUUUGGCUUCCUCAAGUCAAGUGUCUCAGCUGCCUGUGUUUGGCGACUUCUAUUUCUGCCGUCUUUUCCAUACAGCAUACCACAUGCUAUAUCGAGCCGAGUGAAUGUGGUAACAAGAUGCUCAUAACCAAACGCGGAGAAGGAACAUUCCACGACUGGGUUCCUGAUGUUGUUUUCAUGGUCGCUGCUGUCUCGGAUGGCAAAUAUUCCUCAGAAUCAAAAUAGGCCUGUAUUUACAUUUUCUCUCUCAUUCUAAACGACUUUACACACCACGCUGGCUGUUCACUGAUAUGCAUUAGCUGUUGCUAGAAGUGAACUGCUAAUUUGUCCAGUCACAAUGCCUCACUCCGGAGACACGCCGGGCUAUUAAAGAUGGCACCACUUUGUGUAAAGCGCACUCAUUGAACAUCGGAAUCCUGAAGUUGCUGUUAAAGCGGCACAAAUGCUCCAGAGAGUGCUUGGAUGAAAAAUGUGAUUAAAUAUUAAGUUGAUGUUUGGGCCGUGCUCUCUUCCGGAGAGAUUUACUAAAAGGUAUGAGAGCUGAGGUCAUCCCAGACAUCUCACUGCUCCUAAAAUAAAAGGCAGUUGCUGAGCCUCUGUGGAGCUUGAGAGGUGGAAGGAUUUGAGAGGUGUUCCCUUGGGGAUGUAUGAAGGCGUUGGCUGUAGGGUUGCAGAGUUUGGAGUUGAGGGUCUAAUUGAGAACAAAUUGUUCUGGGCAAAGAGGCGGGGUAUCGCUGUCAUGCUCAAGGUUAUUUGGGGGUUUUAUGGAACGCAACUAAUGUUGAAAAGCUCAAAUGCAGUUAGUGGUUCUUGUACCAGUUGUGUCCCCUCGUGUCUGCAGACAGAGUUUAAAAUACCAGAGUGUGCAUGCAGAAGACGUCACAGGUGAAGGUAGAUAACCUUCUGUGACAUGUAAGACCUCAAAUUGUGUUUUUGUGGGAUUUGUUUUGUCUGCACGCCUUUAUUUAUUGUGCUAAAGGUGCCUCACAGAUGUUCUCAAUGACUUGCUACUUCCAAGACGUCACGUGAAGUAAUAAUGGAUUACGAGACUACCCGACAGUCCCUGGUUGAAUUCCAGUCUAAUCUGAGUGCAUCUAAUUCCCCUGCUGUCUUUCCCCACACUUUUCAGGAGGAAGCAGCUACAAUGCUAACGCUGUAAAGUGAUCUAAGAAUCCCACAAACCUCUUGCUGCCCAUUUCCUGGAACGAGUUGAAAGCUAUAUAAUAACAGAUGGGAAAGAGAUCCAUGCUUUUUGUUCAGUAUAUAAAUUAAUUCUAAAGUUCAUCUGAUUAUUUCAGCAGUCGGAGAAGUCAGAUAAAAGGGAAUUUUAGAAAUGACACUUGCUCGCUCUGUUUCCUCAGGUUCUGUUUCUUUAUUCAUGGAAUAGUAGCAACAGAAACACCACAUUAAAAAGGUUUUCUAAAGACACCUGUUAUACUUUCACACAUCACCUCCUAUUAUUUCCUGUUGUAACAGUGGAUGCUCUUAUUAAAGAUGGUCAGCACUUGUACUAGUAAACACUGAGCCUAAGGCUUAGGCUUAAGACUGCAGUAAACACUGUGGUUCAGACAGGUUUUUUUCUUAGUCUUGGCUGUGUAUGAACAAUCCCUGAAAAUCUUAAACUCUAUUAACUUUAUUCCGGCAUCUGUCUUUUGGCUUUGGACAACAGCUGCUAACUCAGCCAGAUUGUAGGCAAAAUGUAGCCAGAAGCCUAACAGGGACAUGCUGCAGAUUAACGUUCGCUUUGUAGCUCUGCUUAACUGUAUGGUUUCUGUUAAAUAAGCAAAUAAAUAAAGGGGAAAUAUGCAGCAGUCACCGUGUGUUUGUGCAACUUCUGGUAUUCUCUCCGACCACCGUGUGUGCCACCCAGGCAUCAGCUCUUUGUAGUUGCCAGAUGAGCUGCAGGCAUGUAAAGGUGGGUGGAUUAUUAUUAGUACAUUUUUGUGGGUUAUAGAUUUCUCUGGACUAUAUAUAUUUCCUUAUCUGCCUUAGGCCCACUUGCCUCCUUCCAAAGAUGAAGUUGUUCAUUUUUCCUGUCAGAUAACUUGAAAAACUUUCAGAAACUUUAAAUUUGAGAACAUUUUUUCUUUCCUUUGACUUGUGUGCGCCUUUUGUUUUCUCCUUUUAUUUGUUCUUAUGAUUUAUUGAUUGCCCUCGGCACGUGUUGGUGCAUGCGCGAGUUGGCAAGCGCACAACUAAAAGUUUUAAGGGGGUUUGCUGUGGGAGAGAAGAGUGAGAGAGAGAGAGAUGAAGGAGACUGGAAAGGAGGAGAAUUCACUUCAGGCUGCCUGAAAGUGUGUGUGUGUCUGUGUGUGUGUGUGCAUACUUCAAGGAGAGUUUUGUGUGGUAAGUGGGUGGGUGCGUCAGUUAGUCGGCCUGGGCUCUCUGCAGUGCGCUCAGCCGCUGUGCUCUCCUCUCGGCUGACUGGAAACAUCAUGUAUCUCUUGGACGCUUAUAGGAACAGCCUUGUUUCCCCAGACUGAGACCAGAACAGACCGAGGAAGAGAGACGCAGCAAAAUGAGCUUUGCCAGAAACUUGAAGUAGAAUAUCCAGAAGACAAGAAGAGGUAACAGACACACAAACAGGGGCAUUUUUUGAAGGCAGUUUUCAUCUAUUCGGUCUUGGCUAUGCCAUGCUGGCCCAGAGGAACGGGCUCCCUCCAGGCUGUAAGCCAGCUCACCUGAAGGAUCACCCUGAUCUACGGGAUGUAGAUGUGAAAUCCCAGGGUUGUUGUUCUCUCUCUCCUUCCCCAUCUUCCGGAGGAUGCCCUUGGGCUCGACUAGCGGGUGUGGAUGGCUGCUUGUCAGAGCCAUACUGUCUUUGGUUCCAGCUUUUGGCCAGAGCCUACUGGGGCGAAGUGGAACUGGGGCUCACCAGUCCCAACCGCAACGUGUCCUGGGCUCGGCUUCGAGAAGCCUCCAGGAAGAACUGCGUCCGAUCUCGGGCCAAGCAGAAGGAUGGGCGGGAUCAGAGCGAGGCGUCAGCCGCCGCUUCUCCCGGAGUGGACGACGAGCCUUUUUCCUGGCCGGGGCCCAAGACGCUUCGCCUGCGCCGGACAUCCCAGGGCUUCGGCUUCACACUGCGACACUUUAUCGUCUACCCGCCUGAGUCUGCCGUCCACAACUCACUAAAGGAUGAAGAAAAUGGCAGCAGAGGGAGACAGAGGAAUCGUCUGGAGCCAAUGGACACGAUUUUCGUCAAGCAAGUGAAGGAGGGAGGUCCCGCCCACGGAGCUGGACUCUGUACAGGGGAUCGGAUAGUGAAGGUGAAUGGAGAGAGCAUCAUUGGGAAGACAUACUCUCAAGUCAUAGCCUUGAUCCAGAACAGUGAUGCCUUGCUGGAACUCUGUGUGAUGCCAAAGGAUGAGGACAUUUUGCAGCUGUUUUCCAGGGAUAUCACUGCUCUGGCGUAUUCCCAGGAUGCAUACCUCAAAGGAAAUGAGGCAUACAGCGGAAAUGCCCAGAAUAUCCCUGAGCCCCCUCCCAUAUGUUACCCACGGAUAGAAGUCAAGGCUGCAGGCAUGGCUCAGUCAUCAGAGCCUGUCACUGUCACUGAGACUCCCAGAGGGCCAGUUCAAGGACCAGGGAGGCGAGGGGGCGCCACAGAGAAGAGCUAUCGGGUGGAAAUCCCUGUUCCUCCUUCUCCUCCCCAGCAGACGUCAAAGUCUCAGACAGUGGUGUGUGUCUGUAAUGACAAUGUGAGGACAGUGCCCCCUGAUCAGAUCGAGAGGGGGUCUCGGGUGGCUCGGGCUGGACCCAGCCACAGGACUGAGGAAAACCGGUAUGGUCCUACAACAGAUUCUGGCUCGACCCGACCAAGACCCCUUAUUCCCUCAGUCCCUGGGAGCGCUCAGUUACAGUACCCCUCCUCACGUACCACAGAAAUGCCAGUCUACCCCCCUUCCUCAACUUCUAGACCUGGAAUCUAUUCUGACACCUUAUCUCCACCUGGACGGGCCUCGCAGGACACGUUCUCCACUGCCAUCUCACCCAGCGCCAACCACUACUCACCCUCUCCCACAGCUCCCUCCACCUCCCCUCACCAGAACAUUGACUGGAAAAACUACACCACCUAUAAGGACUAUAUUGAUGCCAAAAGACUGCACAGUUAUGGCUGCCGCACCAUCCAGGAACGCUUGGACACCUUGCGUGCAGCUUCCAGUUCUAGUUCUGUCUACACCCAGCAACGAACAACAUCUCCUCCCGUUGCCAGUCAGAGAGGGGCACUGGAAUCCCAGGUUAGACGCAGGAGUGCAUCCAGUGACCGUGGGGUGGAUACAGGUAGUCAAGGUGCUGCAGUGACAGCUCCUUUACGCAGCGCCUCCCAGGAGAGGCUAGGAGGCGGGGCAGAGAGGACGAUAACAACUAGGAACUGGCCUCGUAGCGCUUCACAGGAUGCUCUGCCUUUCUCAACCCCAACAGGAGUCACCAAACCUCGUGCUCGGUCUUGUGAUUACCUGGGUCAGCAUCCCGGAGAGCUAGGUGGGCGUCUCUCUGGAGUCAGGUUGGGAGUGGAGGACAGGCUUCAGCUGGGUCAGGGAGAGGAAGCCAGGGCUAGCAGGCAGGGAUCUGAGUUGAGGGCUUUACCUCAUCUAAACAGGAGUCUCACUGGACAAGAGGAAGAAGGACAGGGAUUUUCCAACUCGCCUCUAGCAGCUCCUGUGUUUACUAAAGGUACAACAGAUUCUGCACUACCAUCGAGGACAGAUGGCAUCAUAAUGAGGCCGUCACGUCUGCCUGUCAAAAAUGCCAUUUCAGACGCCUCACCUGCCUUACCUUCCACUAAACCCAUGGACCCUCUAAAAGACCAAAGAGCUAACAUCAUGGGCAACCAUAUGGGCUACUCCUCCCCUCUGCACCUGCAGCUCAGGUCCAGGGCUGACAGUCUGAAAAUAGAGAGCAGGUCAGAGGCGGGGCUAGCAGCCAGAUCCUCCUCUUGCUCUGGUCCUUCGUCUAAACUGCCCACGCAGAGACAACUACAAAGUGCUGGCAGUGCUUCUACCAGUAAUGGAGCUGUCACCCAAAAGCCAAAGGUCAAAGAAACCUCUAGUUCCACUAAUUCUCUUGUAUGGACUAACGGCAGUCUUGCAGAGGGUGUUGAAGGACCUGAUGCUACCGUUGUGGUCCUCAGAAGGGACAAAAACUCUGGAACUGCUCAUGUUCGCCCUCCGUCCUAUGUAAUAGCUGUUAACGACAACCAGAGAGGAGUGACUCAUAAGUCACCACACUUAGUGAAGGCAGGCUCUGCAGAUGCAGCGAUGUGCUGGACGUCUAGUGACAGCUACAGGGAGAUGCAUCUGAGAAGGCUGGGAGACACACGGCAAAAGUCUGGAUCCAACAACUUGGAUGACUCUCUGGAUUCAAUCCCCUUCAUAGAUGAACCGUCCAGUCCGAGCAUCGACCUGGAGAGUGCGCACAUCCCCGCCUCAGCCGUGAUAUCUGGAACGCCCAUCAUCACCACCAUCCCAGCCAGCCCCCCUUCUCCGUCCCCUCUCAUUCGCCGCCAGCUGUCACAUGACCAAGAUUCUCUCCGUCUCACAAUUAUUGAGUCAGAUUCUGGUUCUAAAACUGAGCGCUCCAAGUCGUACGAUGAAGGCCUCGAUAACUACCGGGAAGAAGGCAAAGGGCGGUCCUUGAUACCUGGUCUGAAAAGUCUUAUGAAGGCUGUGGACAGGUCAUCGGAUGAUUCAGGGUCAAGGAGAGAUUCCUCAUCAGACGUCUUCUGUGACGCCACCAAGGAGGGAUUGCUGCAUUUUAAGCAGCUUCAUACAGAAAAGGCCAAGCGUGUCGGAGGCGGCAUGCGGCCGUGGAAACAGAUGUACGCCGUGUUGAGAGGAAACUACCUCUGCCUAUACAAAGACAAAAAGGAGGGCCAAGCACACGCCAACUGCCAAGCAGUGGAUGAGCCGCUGCCGAUCAGCAUCAAGUCCUGCCUGAUUGACAUCUCCUACAGCGACACGAAGCGGAAGAACGUCCUGAGGCUGACCACGUCGGACUGCGAGUACCUGUUCCAGGCUGAGGACCGGGAAGACAUGCUGGCCUGGAUCAGAGUCAUACAGGAGAACAGCAACCUGGAUGACGAGAAUGCCGACUUUACUAGCCACGACCUCAUCAGCAGGAAGAUCAAAGAGUACAACACCUUGAUGAGCCCGACUGGCAGCAAGACGGAGCCGUCUCCCAGAACUUCACGCCAGUCGCUAAGGCAGACGCUGCUGGGAGGGAAAGGAGAGACCAAAGCAACAAGCCCACACUCACCCAAAGCUGAGCAGGAGAGGAAGAACAUGCACAAAGAUGACACCAGCCCUCCCAAGGAUAAAGGGACAUGGCGAAAGGGCAUCCCAGGACUGAUGAGGAAACCUUUCGAGAAGAAGCCAUCUCCUGGAGUCACGUUUGGAGUGAGACUGGACGACUGUCCUCCUGCACAGAUCAACAAGUUUGUGCCUCUGAUUGUGGAGGUUUGCUGUAAGCUGGUGGAAGAGAGGGGGCUGGAGUACACGGGCAUUUACAGAGUUCCUGGAAACAAUGCUGCGAUCUCCAACAUGCAGGAGGAGCUCAAUAACAAGGGCAUGAAUGAUAUCGACAUCCAAGACGAUAAAUGGAGGGACCUCAAUGUGAUCAGUAGUUUACUCAAGUCCUUCUUUCGGAAACUCCCCGAGCCCCUGUUCACCAAUGAGAGGUACACAGAUUUUAUAGAGGCCAACAGGAUAGAGGACCCAGUGGAGAGACUCAAAGUGCUGAAGAGACUGCUUCACGAGUUACCGGCUCAUCAUUACGAGACCCUCAAGUUCCUCUCAGCUCACCUGAAAACUGUGGCUGACAACUCUGAGAAAAAUAAGAUGGAACCGAGGAACCUGGCCAUCGUGUUCGGCCCAACUCUGGUGCGCACCACCGAGGACAACAUGACCCAUAUGGUGACGCACAUGCCCGACCAGUACAAGAUAGUGGAGACCCUCAUUCAAAAUUACGAUUGGUUCUUCACUGAAGAUGGAAAUGGAGAGCCAGUGACUGUGUCCCAGGAGGAGAGUGCAGUGGAGUCUCAGCCCCUCCCCAACAUCGAUCACCUGCUCACCAACAUCGGCCGUACGGGCACAUCGCAGGGUGAAGUAUCAGAUUCCCCAACUAGUGACUCUGCUAAAUCAAAGGGUUCCUCAGGGAAGGAUCAGUGCAGCAGAGACCUCCUGGUCUCCUCCAUCUUUGCUGUAGCCAGCCGCAAAAGAAAGAAGUCAAGGGAGAAGCCGCAGCCUAGCAGCUCAGACGAUGAUCUGGAUUCUGUAUUCCUCAAGAAGGAAAUCCUUGGCCAGAAGCCAAACCAGCAGACCGAGGCACAGGGCGAGACUCGUCCCAGCCCUAACACCAAACCCAGCACGAAGCAGCAAGCACGGACAGAAGAGAGGAAGGAGAACGGGAGGACAGUGGAGCUCACACCUAAAGCUAAGAGAGAGCACCGAAACUCUUUAUUCCUGAGGGAGAAGAUUACCCCCAGACGCUCCUCGCCUUCACCUUUACCUUCCCCAAAGAUUUCCAACUCUCCCAACAUCAGCUACCAAACAGCUCCUCAGGGAAAAUCCUCAUUGUCAGACCCUCCGUCCCAGCUUGAUGAAAACACCUCAGACCUUGGGACCAUGAGCUCUGGAGCAUCAGUGCCACGAUCCAGACCGAAAAAGUGGAUUGCGGGAGUGUCCCCUGACCUGCCAGCAGGAGCCGCUCUGGGAGCAGGUGCGGGGGCGUCCGCUGGCGCAGAGGUGAGCUCUAUCACCUCUGACUACUCCACCACCUCCUCUAUCACAUUCCUGACUGGAGCGGAAUCAAACGCGCUGAGUCCAGAGCUGCAGGGUGGCGAGGAGGCAGAUGAUGAGCGCAGUGAGCUCAUCAGCGAGGGACGACCGAUGGAGACAGACAGCGAGAGCGACUUUCCAGUUUUUGCUCCAGGCGGUGGCAGCAGCCAGUCCACACCCUGCCCAGUGCAAAGUCAAGAAAAGGCAGAGGCCAAAGGGGGCAGUGCUAUCGAAGGGGGCACCUCACCAAAACUGGAAGCACGGCGGCUCUUCCCAACAUACCGCAUGAUCGAGUGCGAUACCCUCUCAAGAAGGUGGUCCCUGAAACAGAAAACAGACAGUGAAUCAUCAGUCGAAGGGGCUGCUGGCAGCGGGGAGCGAAGCGAGGGCAGGGCGGAGUCUUCCAGCCGGUUGUCUCGAGUCCUAGAGGUGAUGAAAAAGGGCCGAUCCACGAGCAGCCUCAGCUCUUCUUCGCGCAGUGAGUCGGAGCGAUCCGAACCAGCCUGGCACCUUAAGAUCACAGAGAGGCUCAAGUUUAGGCUACGAACGUCCGCUGAUGACAUGUUUACUCAGAAGAACCGAUCUCCCGACGGUCGCAGUAAGAAAAAGAACAUCCGACGGAGGCACACCAUGGGCGGGCAGAGAGACUUCGCAGAGCUGGCAAUCAUCAACGACUGGCGGGAGCAGGGUGGGGUGGACCAGGCGGCUGAACUCUCAGCUCUAGACCCCCUGAGGCCUAGAUGCUCCUCUCAGGACUUAUCCAUUCGAGACUGGAUUGCGAGGGAGCAAAGCAGAGGCUCCGAGCCAAGCGUCGAGGUUGCGCCCAAAGCGGUGCCUGAGGAUGAUCACGCAGAAGUGCAUGAAGAAAGACCUCCCGAAAGACCUCCACCUCCACCGCCUUCGGAUUCCCCUGGGGCUCAGCCUCCAGCCGGGGAGCACAUUAACGGCAGAGGGCUGCAAAGCAAAAACAAAGGCUCCUUAGGGGACGACGCUCACCCACACAAACUCUCUGGAGCGCAAGUUGUCCGCUCACGGUUCUACCAGUAUCUGUGAAACGGAAAACAAAAAACAAAACCGGGAUGAAUGUGUACGUGUAUGAAUGUGGGUAUUUUAGCUGAGGUUACUGCACAAUAUUUUUUCUACAAAGUAUACUUUAUGUAUCUACUGUACAUACUUAUUAUGAUUGUUACUGGAAUUCGACUGAAGAGAUGUCUAACACAGACUUUUCUCCUGUAAGAUCGAACCCAACGAGUGCAAGAAUCUGACUUUAAUAGGACACGAUGACAAAUAUAAGGGUCAACUCGAGUAUUACUGAGGAAAGCAGGUGCAAGAGUUUUUUUUAAUAAGGAAUCAUGACUCAGUUCUUCCUCUUUGGAGCGGUAUGAAGAAUGUAUUACACUUUUUGGACUAACAUGAGUUGCUUGUGACAAUAAUGUCUUUUUCAAAACGGCAUGUCUGUGUUUUUCUCGGCUGUACUUGAAGUACGUGGAAGUAACUGAGGGCUGCUUUCUGAGCUGAGUGCUGUGGGAAGUUUAUUUUUUUCUUUUUAUGUUUCUUGUCGUUUUAUUUUGUAUUUUCACAGCACACUCACAACAGCCAGAUAUUAGCUUGAGGAACUGGGGGAUUAUUAUAGUUUUAUGAAAUAAAAGACUGAGAAAACAGUAAUAAAAGCUGAUACUACAGUA